GUCGCCCAUCCCCAAUUGCUUUGCUUGCCCCCGUCCUUGCCAAAGUCAUCAUGCUGGGAGGGUCCGCUCUCACCGGGCGUGGCGUCCUGCCCGCCGUCGCCCGCCAGCGCUUCUCUGCGCUAUCUCGCUCCACUCGUUCGAUGUCCUCAUUCCGCCCCCAGGUCUCGAGAACCGCUGGACGCUCCGGACUCCUGAAUCAGACGCUGACUGGCGCUCGCUCCUGGCGCCCUGCCCCUGCCGUCCUCGGUGUGUCCGCCGCCCGCUUCAACUCCACCGGAGUCACCCCAGAGACGACCGCCUCCUGGGCAAACACCCAGCCCGAAGACUUGGGUGUCUUGUCUUUUUUGGAUAUCUCCUCGAUCCCGGAGAAGAUUGGAUACUUGAAGGAGGUCGGGCUGGACUUUGGCUGGGGACCAUCCGCCGUUAUAGAAUUCUUCGUGGAACACUUCCAUAUCUGGGGCGGUCUCCCCUGGUGGGGUAGUAUUGUCGCAACCGGUAUCCUGCUUCGUAUCGCCCUCGUUAAGCCGAUGAUGGGCGCGGUGGACACAAGCACCCGGAUGAACAACAUCAAGCCCCUCAUGGAUCCGCUUCGGGCGAAGAUGACGCUCUACCAAAGCCAGGGAAAGUUGAACGAACUGGCGGUCGUUCGGGAGGAGAUGACCCAGCUGCAAAAGACUCAUGGCGUCAAUCCCUGGAAGUCGUUUGUUCCGAUGCUGCAAAUCCCCUUCGGAUUCGGCUGUUACCGCGUCGUGAAGGCUAUGGCCGUAUUGCCGGUUCCUGGGCUGGCCGCGGAGUCGGUUGGCUGGAUUACCGACCUCACCGUUGCUGAUCCGUUCUUCAUCCUUCCGCUACUCACCUCGUACUUCAUGUUUCUCUCUUUCAAGAGAGGAGGAGAGCAGGGCAACAACCCGAUGAACAGCAAAACCACCUUUGGCUCCGCGGUCCUCUACGGUCUGCCCGCGAUCUCAUUUGCAUUCAUGGCCUUCUUCCCCAGCGCCCUCCAGCUCUACUUCGUCUCCACCGGUCUGUUCGGCCUGCUACAAGCCUAUCUGGUCCACUCGCCGGCCUUCCGGUCAUGGGCCAAGAUCGCCCAGAACCAGCCCAUCGAGGUCGACGCCUCGAAACAAGCCGAGGCCAUCCGCAUGCUCACCGACCAAAUGGAGGCGGAGCGUGCCAGGCUGCAGGAGCAGCAAACGACCCAGUCCCGCCUGCAGCUGAGUCUCAUUGACCGUUUCCUGAACAACGCUAAGACCGCCAAGACGAAUCUCGUCAAGGAGACGACGGAGAAGAUCAACGAGAUCCGCGGCGCCGGCCCCGCCAAGAACGCGGACGGCUCCUUCGCCGAGCCCCCGCGCCUCAGCGAGAAGGACCGCAAGCUGGCCGACGACUACGAGAAGCGCCGCCGCGAGGAGGAGGAGUGGAAGCGCGAGGAGCGCAAUCACAGCCGCCGCAGGGCUCACCAGCAGGCGAUGGAGCAGCAGCGCGAGAAGGCCCGGUCCGCCUUCAAGCCCCCCCGCAAGGAGUAAGUGUUAUGUAUGACCUGGCAGGCGUGAUGGCUCGAGCGAGUUGAUUGUUGUAUUUCCCUUGUAUAUUAUUGCUACGGUCCCGUUCUCCUCUUUGUUUUUCUACCUUGGAUUUGUAUAGAGGUCGUGGUUCGAUCUCCGUGUCGUGUCCCGUCUCGGUUCUGUCAUAGACGGGUGGACACCCUUUCUUAUUCAUCCCUUUCCCCCCUUGUGUUCCUCAUAUAGUCGUCUCUGCAUAGAGAAUGAGAACGGUCGGGUAUAGACUUGGAG
Aspergillus heteromorphus CBS 117.55 is the source of this 1793-nucleotide messenger RNA. Its product is annotated as membrane insertase OXA1. The transcript is spliced from 3 exons. The record is from RefSeq and is a predicted model, not a curated record. NCBI's taxonomy places the organism in Eukaryota, Fungi, Ascomycota, Eurotiomycetes, Eurotiales, Aspergillaceae. Gene Ontology annotation, cellular component: mitochondrial inner membrane. Gene Ontology annotation, biological process: mitochondrial respiratory chain complex IV assembly; protein insertion into mitochondrial inner membrane from matrix. Bases 51 to 1526 code for a protein of 491 amino acids. Gene Ontology annotation, molecular function: membrane insertase activity.